Messenger RNA from Acyrthosiphon pisum (pea aphid), 729 nucleotides. RefSeq lists its product as uncharacterized. NCBI's taxonomy places the organism in Eukaryota, Metazoa, Arthropoda, Insecta, Hemiptera, Aphididae. The record is from RefSeq and is a predicted model, not a curated record.
GUCAGUCACGUUUUCGUCCGGAUCGACGCCGUCCAGCCGCCGCUCCAGCCACGAUACGAGGGACCUUUUGCAGUUUUGGAACGCCGCGAAAAAACAUUCAAGGUACAGCGCCAUCGAUCAACGACGUGGAUUUCCAUCGACCGACUCAAGCCAGCAUUCAUCGCCCGGGAAGAUCCUACCGCCGACCAUUCGUACGCCGCGCAAUCGAUCGAACACCCCCCAAAAAAACGAGUCCGUUUUUUUCCCGCCGAGGGGGAGUAAUGUGGUGUUUCCGGCACCUUAUCACCACUUACACUAACGCGCCUUUUUAUUACCAUGUUUAUAUUAUAUUCGUCAUGUGUUUUAUAUUGUAUUCGUUUUAUUUAUUAUCUCUGUGAAUUAUAUUUUAUAAUGUUGUACCGUCUUUGGACUACUCGCCGCUCGACUUUUUCUCCCGCCUCGCGCGGCGACAUCGCCGUUACGCGCUCGAAGCCGCCAACGCGCGCCACUCUCGACACUCGCUUUUUCGCUCUCGACUCGAGCAGCCCUACGUCCGACGACUUGUCCCUACUUUGCGCGCAACAGUAUUUUGCACUUCAUUUACUUAACUUAGUCGAAAAUAUAUGCUAACGUAAUUUGCUUAAAAAGUUGUUAUUUUAUUUAAUCCUAGCUGAACCUAGGUAAACCUUCUGAAUUUGGUAACAGUAGUAUAGACGGCGCCCCGAAUCACAUUUCGGGCCACGACAGUGU